Molecule: messenger RNA, 732 nt
Organism: Zerene cesonia (dogface butterfly)
Lineage: Eukaryota; Metazoa; Arthropoda; Insecta; Lepidoptera; Pieridae
Product: centrosomal protein of 131 kDa-like
Exons: 5
Coding region: 1-732 (243 amino acids)
Source: RefSeq, a predicted model, not a curated record
AUGGCUUUCAUCAAUCAAUUUUUGUCAAAGAAACACGAUAAUAGGCAAGAAUUGAUACAAAAAGUCAGGGAACAAAUUUUCGACGACAGCUCUUAUGGAAGACAAUUAAUAAGCGCUCUUCUAAAUUCAAAAACGUUAGAAGAACGAGACGUCCAAAUCGAAUUUCAGAAGAAGUUGAAACGUGAAGCGAACUUGGAAGAACAAAGAAAACCUCAGUGGAGUUCUAUUGAAAGCGCUCCAGAUAUGGAAAAAAAUGAAAAUGAAAUUAAACGGAAACAAAGAGAAAGGAAUAUUGAAGUGGCUCAAAUUAACAAGGCUAUGUUCAAUAAACGAAAAGAAAUUGAAAUUCAUAGCAAACUAAAAGAAAUUACAUCGCAAAUUGAAGAAAAACGAGGAAUUGAUGAUAUGGAUGGUAUAGAAGCAAAAGAAAUGACAAAAAUGAAGAACAAUUUGAAACACGAGUACGAAUGUUUUGUUCAAGAGCAGAAUCUACAUAAAGAAGCAACAAUAACACGAGAACGAGAAAUUGAUGACGAAAUAGAGAAAAUCAAACAAAAGCAAGACCAAAGAAAUUGUCAAAUAAAAGCGAUAAAUGACAAGAUUAUCAAGGAACAAUGCAAUAACAGCAACACAAAAAUAGUAUACAAACAAUUGCAAAUUAUUCAGGAUGCAGAAAAAAGACGCUUUGAUCGGUUUAUAGAAACUGGUAUCGAAAGAUUUGAAAAAUCGUAA